Molecule: messenger RNA, 930 nt
Organism: Anisakis simplex (herring worm)
Lineage: Eukaryota; Metazoa; Nematoda; Chromadorea; Rhabditida; Anisakidae
Source: the annotation of a GenBank genome assembly
AUAAUAUUUCAGACGAUAUUUAUUGUUUUCUAUAUGUUAUUUGCACCGUUGUGUGGAUAUUUGGGUGAUCGAUUCAGUAGGAAAUUCAUUAUGACUGUUGGAUUGUCGGUGUGGAUAUGUGCCGUGUUCGCAUCAACUUUGGUACCGUCGAACUGCUUUUGGUUAUUUGUACUGUGUCGUGGUGUUGUUGGAAUUGGUGAAGCGUCCUAUUCAACGGUAGCACCGACCCUGAUUGCUGACAUGUUCACUGGUAAUCGACGUAGCACAUCGUUGAUGGUGUUUUAUUUCGCGAUCCCUGUUGGAAGUGGUUUGGGUUAUAUGGUUGGUUCGAAUGUAUCGAUGUUGGCUGGCUCAUGGGAAUGGGGUGUCCGUGUCACACCGUUGCUGGGAAUUUUUUGUGUGAUGCUGAUUUGGUUUGUUCUGGAUGAUCCGAUACGUGGUAACGCAGAGAGUGCAAUCUUGGAAGAGUCAUCGUUAUACGAUGACAUCAAAUAUUUGACCAAAAUACCUACCUAUCUGUUGUGUACACUCGGCUUUACAUCAGUUGUAUUCGUGACUGGUUGUCUGUCGUGGUGGACACCAAGCUUAAUUCAGCAUACGUGGGCGAUGCAUCACGGUACAUCUCAUGUUCCUAGCGAUGUGAAAGCCGAGUACGGUUCUAAUUUGUUUGUAAUCGUUUUCAUUUAUCAUAUUGCAGUGUUCGCAUUUACUAUAUGUUUAUAUACCAGCAUGGAGUUGUUACAUUGCCUCCCUCAUUCUAUCAUUUCGACAAAAAUUNAAUUGCAGAAUUUCGUUGAUGUUUGGUUUGAUCACAUGUUCGGCGGGUUUCAUUGGCGUUGGAGUUGGUUCCUGGUUUGCUCAGGUAUCGUUGUACUCGUUUCAAUUCUGAGUUUACCGUUUAUAAAUGGCGCAAAGGAUGUUUGUGUUUGA